AUGCACGUGAUCUUAACGAGUUUGGCACAUUUCUUUUUUCGUUCUAAGCGAUUUCGCAGUUGCAAGCAGCUGCGAAAGUCAGGUGGGUUACAUGCACUCCAGCAACCGUUGAAGCAGCACGGUACAAUAAUUGUAGACAAACGUAAAAUGUCGAGUCCUCGAGCCAAACGACCCAAAUUGGAGCGGUUGUCGUCUUUUUAUAGCGAAUACUAUCCACGACCAAAACCUGAUCUUCUGUUAGUACAAAAGUAUCUUAAAGAGGAGAACAAACCUUAUCAUAUUCUCAAUCGGACUUUGGAUGAAACCGCCGAUGCUAGAUCUUCUAUACGUCCUCAGGGAUGUGUAGGCCAUCUAUUCCUCCGCGACUUUCGCCAGAGCGAUAAUACUGGUCUCAAUGCUGCUAGUCGAAUGGCUGCGAAAGAAAACCUUCCGUUGGUGUGCUUGUAUGUUUUGUGCCGGGACGAUCUUUUUGCCCAUGGGGUAAGUGGAUUUCAAUUGGAGUACCGUUUGCGAUCGCUCGAGCUUCUCCGGGAAGAAUUGGCUCAGAAAAACAUCCCGUUGGUGUUUUUAAAUGUUGAUGAACGCAAGGAGGUUGUACCUAUUGUUAAAGAGAAGGCUCAGCAACUCAAGAUUUCCCAUCUUUUUGCCAACAUUGAGUACGAGGUGGACGAAUUGCGUCGCUAUACCAAUCUUUGCAAAGAACUUUUGAAGGCAGAUAUCAGUUUCCAACCUCAUAAUGAUACUACCUUGGCGGUGCCUGGUACCAUCGUCACCAAGUCAAAGGGCACACAAUUUUCCGUUUUUACUCCAUGGUACCGUGCGUGGUGUGCCCACUUGAACAAAAUGAAGGACCCUUUUCAAGUUCGUGCCAAACCUGAGGCCAAUUCAGACGAAUUCAGGCAAAGAAAUAGCCAUCUCUUUGACCUGAAAAUUCCUCAGGCUCCUCCAGGAAAGCAAUUGACAGAAAAGCAAAAAGAAGCCUUUGAAAAAUACCACAAGCCAGGCGAAAACGCAGCGUGGGACGAUCUUCAAGACUUUAUCACCUCGGGUCGUAUAAAGCGCUACAAUGUUGACCGCAAUGAUCCAUCGGUAAAUGGAGUUUCUCGCAUGAGCGUACACUUUGCUUCGGGCACCAUUAAUGCCCGGACGGUUAUUCGUUCGUUACUAGACCACAAGCUCCUUCGUACCAUUGAUUCUGGGAACGAUGGUGCUCGAGAAUGGGCUCGUCAAGUUGCUUGGAGAGAUUUUUAUCGUCAUGUCUUGUGUAAUUGGCCUCAUAUUUGCAUGUUCAAGCCAUUUAUUUCAAAUAUGGACGAGGUCAAAUGGGAAUACAAUUCCGACCAUUUCGAGAGAUGGUGUCAGGGUAAAACUGGUUAUCCCAUUGUGGACGCUGCUAUGCGCCAAUUGCUGGAAAUGGGUUACUUGCACAAUCGAGUUCGAAUGGUGGUUGCGAGUUUUUUGUCAAAACACUUGAUGAUCGAUUGGCGAGAGGGUGAACGGUACUUUUUAGAAAACUUGGCUGAUGGUGAUUUCCCUUCAAACAAUGGUGGUUGGGGCUUUUCUUCAAGCGUGGGUGUGGAUCCUCAGCCAUAUUUUCGUAUUUUCAAUCCAUGGACCCAAGCUGAAAAAUUCGACAAAAAAGGAGAUUAUAUUAGAAAAUGGCUUCCGGAGCUUCGUGAAAUACAAGACGUCAAGGGUAUUCACAACCCGUACGAAAAUGGGUACAGACAAAUAGCGGAGAAAAAUGGUUAUCCUCCUCCCAUUGUGGACCAUAAAACUGCUCGCGAACGAGCAUUAGAACGUUACAAAGAAGCAAAGUACUAA
Meyerozyma guilliermondii ATCC 6260 is the source of this 1824-nucleotide messenger RNA. Its product is annotated as cryptochrome/photolyase family protein. Lineage: Eukaryota; Fungi; Ascomycota; Pichiomycetes; Serinales; Debaryomycetaceae. The transcript has a single exon. The record is from RefSeq and is a predicted model, not a curated record. The coding region runs from base 1 to 1824 and encodes 607 amino acids. Gene Ontology annotation, cellular component: nucleus; cytoplasm. Gene Ontology annotation, biological process: circadian regulation of gene expression; entrainment of circadian clock by photoperiod. Gene Ontology annotation, molecular function: DNA binding; FAD binding.